CUCCAACAUGGCAUCGCCUGUUUGCAACUCCUUACGAGCGGCUCAAUUGAGAGUCUGUCGACAAUGCGCAUCCAAUAUUACACGGCGAGCAUUCGUUUCCGCAUCACAAAUAACGAAACAUGAGAUCCGCUCCAGACCAACAACCUCCAACAACAUAUCAUCACCAGCUAGACGAUCAUUCAACUCAACUAGCAGACGACAAUACAAGACAGUGGAAGAAGCAAAAACGCGGUACAAGCUCGGUCCAUUCUCAUGGCAGGCAGGCUUUCUCUUCUUGCUCGCGGGAGCAGGUCUGACAGUCUACUUCCGGUUUGAGAAAGCCCGCAUGGCUCGCGUACGAAUCGCAGAGGCAAAUAAGGGUAUCGGGAAGCCUCUGGUCGGCGGUCCUUUCCGUCUCACAGACAUGAAUGGGAAAGAGUUCACGGAGCAGAAUCUCAAAGGCAAAUAUAGUCUGGUGUAUUUCGGCUUCACACAUUGCCCUGACAUCUGCCCGGAAGAAUUGGACAAGAUGGCGGGGAUGAUCGAUCAGGUGAAGGAGAAGCAUGGAAAUGUUCUGCUGCCGGUAUUCAUCUCUUGCGAUCCCGCGAGAGAUACGCCGGAGGUCAUCAAGAGAUAUCUUGCUGAGUUUCAUGAAGACAUCAUUGGCAUGACGGGAACAUGGCAGGAGGUCAAGGACGUCUGCAAGGCGUAUCGUGUAUAUUUUUCAACGCCGCCAGAUGUUAAGCCUGGGCAAGACUACCUAGUCGACCACAGCAUUUACUUCUAUCUGAUGGAUCCCGAAGGUGACUUUGUCGAAGCGAUUGGACGAAACUUCACUGUCGAUGCUGCUGCGAAAGUCAUCAACGACCAUAUCGCGGACUGGAGAGGCAAGAUCGACAAGUCAUGAAAAUUCUAGCAUGGGAAUGUGUAACAUUAUUUUUGAUGAUGACUAUUGUACAAAAGAGCAGUCGAUAAGCCAUCCCAGCGGUGUAGAGAUCUCGCAGUCGACCUCUGCAGAUAGAUAUACCCCAUACCACUCUCAUCAAGUGUAUCUUACUCCUCC
Molecule: messenger RNA, 1042 nt
Organism: Pseudocercospora fijiensis CIRAD86
Lineage: Eukaryota; Fungi; Ascomycota; Dothideomycetes; Mycosphaerellales; Mycosphaerellaceae
Exons: 3
Coding region: 8-886 (292 amino acids)
Biological process (GO): mitochondrial respiratory chain complex IV assembly; intracellular copper ion homeostasis
Cellular component (GO): mitochondrial inner membrane
Molecular function (GO): copper chaperone activity; copper ion binding
Source: RefSeq, a predicted model, not a curated record